Molecule: messenger RNA, 759 nt
Organism: Fusarium musae
Lineage: Eukaryota; Fungi; Ascomycota; Sordariomycetes; Hypocreales; Nectriaceae
Exons: 3
Coding region: 1-759 (252 amino acids)
Source: RefSeq, a predicted model, not a curated record
AUGAAGAGCCGUCACCUCAAAGCCUUCCGUGGAGGAAGUGUCCAAAAAGAACUCGAGGAGCUUAUUUCCGACCAGAUUCAGCCUUGGAUGAACAGCUGUCGUGAACAGCAUGCAGACCACGAACGCUGUGGUACGAAAUACAUAUCAUCAGUCCUACCAACUCGACUACUUGACGUUGGUGAGACAAAUAGCCCUUGGGUCACACUUGUUGAGGUCAAAAAUGUCACUAAUCUCCGAGACCUGGAGUACCUCAUCCUGAGCUAUUGCUGGGGCAAUGGAAACGAGAAUUCCAAAACGAUAGAGAGUAAUCUCGAGAUGCGCUUACGGGGCUUUACUAUAUCGGAAGUCUCAAGAACUAUCCAAGACGCCAUUCUGCUGACAAGACUGAUGGGCUUCCGAUACUUAUGGGUAGAUGCAAUAUGCAUUAUCCAGGGGCCAACUGGUGACUUUCACUCGGAGUCACCUAGAAUGGGAGAUUACUACUCCAAUGCUGCGUGCUGUAUCUCUGCAUCAGCUACAAAAGAUAGUCAGGAGGGCUUUUUGACUGAACGCCCGCUCGCGAGAUUUCCUAUGAACGAUAUUGCCAUCAAGUUUCGAAACGGGGAUGGUGUGUGCAAGAGAGCGCACUUUCAAAGCGGAUACUUCACUGGACUCUACAAGGACUUUAUCUUGAAUGUCAAAGUUCUCUCUUCCCAGAAGGCUCCAAAGUCCCGUUUGAACAUCAAUCUGAUCUUUGGGGGCGGACAGCAAGAGAAAUAA